Eriocheir sinensis (Chinese mitten crab) is the source of this 1312-nucleotide messenger RNA. RefSeq lists its product as uncharacterized. The record is from RefSeq and is a predicted model, not a curated record. Lineage: Eukaryota; Metazoa; Arthropoda; Malacostraca; Decapoda; Varunidae. The transcript has 5 exons. The coding region runs from base 293 to 1006 and encodes 237 amino acids.
CUGGACAGUCGUCGUUGAUAAAGGGGUGGAUCCAGAGCGUGACGCGGAAGCCCUCGCUCUGUGCCGUUCAGGGAGACACGAAGAACAUAGACCAGUGAUCGGUGUUGGGUGGUGUCAGGGUCUCGUGUGAGUUCAAGUGGAUGACGGAAAGUGGAGGUUGGCUAUACAGUAACAGACAACCACCGAAAGAGAUUCAAAAGAAGCCCGGACGAAGACACAGCCAAAACAAAAGCCGAUAACACCCUCUUGAAACCCGAUAACACCAGCUUGGAACCUAUUACUAGCUGCCGAGAUGAGGGUGUUGAUAGUGGUGGCGGCUGUGGUGAUGGUGGUGUGCCAAGAUCAAAUCCCCGUCACUAAAAACCCCGACAGGAUGAUGCUGAGUUUGGGCAAGGCAAUUCCUGAAAGUUACAAGUACUCCAGUGAGACAAGGCCCAACAGAUGCACUUGUAAGGUCAUCUGCGCAACGGAUCCGAGGUGCAUCGCUUUCUCCGCUAUUCGCGAUGACACCGGCAAAGCUACCUGCACCUUCAGCAAAAUUGCCCCUGACGGCAUGGAGCUCGAGGACAAGACCGGCUCGAUUUACGGCUUCAAACUAGGCAGCCUCAACAGCUCCGUCCAGGUUUUGGAGGACACGGAUGGGGCAGUGUACUUCUUGCCUCCAGAAACUCGUACCUUCGAGGAGUGCAAAAAAUUCUGCGCCCAGGUUCCGGGCUUCCACCUCCUUAUGAUGAAGUCGGAGUGGCAGUUCUCACGUCUCCCCUACUUCGUUCAAAUUGCUAAACAGGGAUACGUUAACCUCAGGAGGACAAGUGAUAAUAGGUUGGAAUGGGGGGACGGCAGAAUCGUGACCGUCGACGAAAAACAAAAGUACGUCAGCGACACGAACGAAACCUCCAAAACUUACUUCCAGUUGCUUUCUGACAAAAUCUCGUACAUAGACGACGAUACAUCAAUGCCUAAUCGAAAAGGGAUUUGUCAAGGAUCUAUUCACAAUGGCUAUUGAACACUUAUGCUGACAUCACCCCCUAUGACACACACACACACACACACACACACACACACUACGAACAAGGAAGGAAGAAACUAAGGAAGAAACUAAGGAAAAAAGGAGAGAUUGUUACCCUGAUAUUUCUCAGUGAACAAUUAUAUACUAGAAACAAGAGCAUAAAUAGUAAUAAAAAUAGUGAUCCUUACCUACACAUAUAUAGAUAAGGGUUUAAUUAAUUGGCUAUCUAGUAUUAACAUUGAUUCACUGUAUAUUCCUUAUGCUAGACUUGCUUGCUAAUUUUGCUGGUUUAUAUAUAGAGAU